Aspergillus pseudoviridinutans is the source of this 1218-nucleotide messenger RNA. It is a transcript of the gene end3, whose product is annotated as cytoskeletal adaptor protein SagA. The record is from RefSeq and is a predicted model, not a curated record. Gene Ontology annotation, molecular function: calcium ion binding; protein binding. Gene Ontology annotation, cellular component: plasma membrane; mating projection tip; cytoplasm. Gene Ontology annotation, biological process: actin filament organization; endocytosis; actin cortical patch assembly. Bases 1 to 1218 code for a protein of 405 amino acids. The transcript is spliced from 3 exons. Lineage: Eukaryota; Fungi; Ascomycota; Eurotiomycetes; Eurotiales; Aspergillaceae.
AUGUCAAACAACAAGAAGAUUGAACAGUGGGAAAUUGAGCGGUACUGGGAGAUCUUCUCCUCAUUGGCAAAUGGCCAGCCGCGUCUAAAUAGCUCCCAAGCGGCCUCAGUGCUCAGGAACAGUCGGCUUAGCGAUAAUCAGCUUGAGAAAGUAUGGGAUUUGGCGGACGUUGACGGCGAUGGAGAGCUGGACUUUGAGGAGUUCUGCGUUGCUAUGCGAUUAGUCUUCGACCUUGUCAAUGGGGAAUUACAAGAUGUCCCUCGAGUAUUGCCCGACUGGCUCGUUCCCGAGACCAAAGCCCACCUCGUCCAAGCUGGCCGUGCGCUGAGCGAUCGCCCAGAGCAAUUUGAGCGCAUAGAAGAUGAAGACGAUACACCAGGCUUGAAAGACGGCUUCGACUGGUACAUGAAACCCUCUGACAAAUCUAAAUACGAAGAGAUCUAUUCCGCCAACCGUAGCAACCGUGGCGAGAUCACAUUUGAUUCACUACAAGGCUUGUACGAUUCCCUUGACGUCCCAGAUACCGAUAUUCGCUCCGCAUGGAACCUAGUCAACCCCUCUGCCUCCCCCGCAAUCAACAAAGACGCCACCCUUGCCUUCCUGCACAUCCUCAACUACCGGCACGAGGGCUUCCGCAUCCCGCGCACCAUCCCCGCCUCGCUCCGCGCUUCCUUUGAGAACAACAAGAUCGACUACCAAAUCGACAACGCGCGCCCCGCACAAAGGUGGGGUGCAGACGGGGGCACGGAGACCCCAACAGGGCGCAAAGCCAAGUUCGGCGACACGUAUCUGAGCCGCUUAGGUGUGGGCGGAAAGGGCUCCUACACGCCCAAGGGCACGGACUUCAGCGACACAAUCCAGGACGAAGAAUGGGAGAAGGUGCGUCUGCGGCGCGAGCUCGGGGAGCUGCAGGCCAAGCUUGAUGCUGCCAAUAAUGCCUCCGAAGGGCGCAGGGAUCGGCCCCGGAACGACGGGCGGCCUAACUGGACCCUCAUUAAGAAGGAGGCUCUUCAGCUUCUGGAAUACAAAGAGCGUGAGCUCCGGGAGCUGCGAGAAGGCACGGGCAGAGCGAAGGCGGGUCAGGAUCUGGAGCGGUUACGGGAGGACAUCAGGACCGUCGGGGAUCAAGUUGAGGGGUUGAAGAGCCAUCUCGCGCAGCGAAAAGAAGUCCUUGCUGAUUUAAGGAGUCAGAUUGAGGAGGAAAGGGCGCAGCGGUAA